This is a messenger RNA of Mizuhopecten yessoensis (Yesso scallop), 3986 nucleotides long. Its product is annotated as transient receptor potential cation channel subfamily A member 1-like. The record is from RefSeq and is a predicted model, not a curated record. Gene Ontology annotation, biological process: transmembrane transport; monoatomic ion transport. Gene Ontology annotation, molecular function: monoatomic ion channel activity; protein binding. Gene Ontology annotation, cellular component: membrane. Bases 56 to 3580 code for a protein of 1174 amino acids. NCBI's taxonomy places the organism in Eukaryota, Metazoa, Mollusca, Bivalvia, Pectinida, Pectinidae. The transcript has 26 exons.
CCCUCGAGCCACAGUAGUAGGUUUAUAUAGGGGACAAUAAUAUUAGGAAGGAGGAAUGGCCAGAGAUAGGACUCCUUUCCUGCAAUGGAUAAAAAUGAAUAAUAGGAAAAAGAAGAGAAACGACGAUGACACAGAUUCAAGCAGAGGUGACUUAUCGUUGUUAGAUGUAAACAGUCACGGGUUUGUAGACCGGGGCAGCUUCAACGGAUCAUGUCUCUCCCUAGACAGCGACACAUGUGUUACCUUAGCCAAAUUCGUAUGUUUCGCCGCCAAGGGAAACCUCUCCGAGGUUCAGAGGCUUUACGAGGUAGAUAGGAAGCGAAUCUUUAUACAGGACUGUCGUGGCUGGGCUGCCCUUCACCAUGCUGCUGCCAAUGGACACCUUAACGUGGUGGACUUUAUCGUCACAUCAGGGGCCGAGAUAAAUUUACAGAACAAGAAUGGCGACACUGCUCUCCAUUUGGCAGUUGAGGGAGAGCACGCGGAUGUCAUUGGUUAUCUGCUCAAGCAGAGCGCCAAGACAACCCUCCUUAACGAGGUGUUUAUGGCUCCGAUACAUCUAGCGGUGGAUGGAGGCAAAAUAAAAGCAUUAGAGAGUCUGCUGAAAUUUUCAACAGCUGAUGUCAUUCUGAAAGGAGAAGGGGGCUUUACCCCUCUCCAUUAUUGUGCCUCCAAAGACAGAGACGAAUGUGCUAAGCUGUUGUUACAGUACGGCGCCAGACCGUGUAUGACAUGUUCCCACGGGUUUUAUCCCAUUCACGUGGCUGCUAAGUCUGCAGCAGCCAAAACUCUGGAGGUCUUAAUUAAGCAUGUUGAGAACUUGGGAUACACAAGAGAACAAGUCCUAUCGUUCACUGACAAGGCUAACAAUAUGCCCCUCCACGCAGCGGUCAAUGGCGGCGACAUAGAGGCAGUAAGGGUAUGCAUAGCUGCAGGGGCUGCCGUCGAUGCACAACAGGAAGAUAAAUCGACUCCAUUACAUUUUGCGUGCGCUCAAGGCAGCGUCGAGUUGAUCAAAAUAAUGCAAGAACUACAACCGACUCGCUUCUCUAGGGCAUUGACCUCAAAUGAUGUAUUAAAGAUGACACCUCUUCACAGGGCAGCGCUGUUUAACCACGUCAACGUUGUAGAAUAUCUUCUCAAACAGGGUGCCGAAAUAGAUGCUCAGGAUUCACAAGACAGAACGCCACUGCUGAUCGCGGCGUCAAAGGGUUGCUGGAAGACGGUGCAAUGUCUGAUUGAAAACAAUGUCAGUCUCGCAAAAACUGAUCGUGAAAACAGAAACUUUCUACAUCUCGCAAUCAAAUUUGGUGGACGUCUAAAUGAAUUCGGAGUUGAAUUGCUUAAGGAUGUGAAAACUCUGUUGAACGAGAAGGAUGAUUUUGGCUGCACACCCCUCCACUACGCCUCUAGAGAAGGACAUCUGGUGGCUAUCGACGACCUCAUUAAUCUCGGGGCUCACAUCAACCCAAAAAAUAACGACAAACAAUCUCCACUGCAUUUUGCUGCCAGGUACGGUCGAUACAACACCUGCAGAAGGCUGCUAGACAGUCCUCAAGGAGCCAACAUAAUUAACGAGACAGAUGGCGAGGGAUUAUCUGCCCUCAACUUAGGGUCUUUAAACGGCCACACGAAGAUAAUCCACCUGUUGAUGGAGAAAGGAGCAUAUGUCACUAGGGAUCACGACGGAAAUUCUCCACUUCACAUGGCAGCAUCAAACGGGUACACAAAGACAAUUAAGAUACUUCUCAGUGUGCAUGCAAAUCUUCUUGACGCAACAAACAAAUACGGGGAAACAGCCCUCCAUGUUGCUUCUAAGGAAGGAAAAACAUCAAGUGUAGAUCUACUUCUGACGCUAGGUGCAAAAAUGACCACAAAUAAAGAAAAGAAGUCAUUCUUUGACACCGCAAUAGAAGCCCAGGACUCUGACGUGGCUCUGACAAUCGUUCGACACGAAAGGUGGCGAGAAGCUAUGAGUAUAUGUUCAGGAGAAUCAGGAGGAGCGCUAUCCUGUCCUAUGUAUGGGUUGAUCCAGUAUCUUCCUGACGUCUGCAUGGUCGUUCUGGACAGGUGUCUGACACAAUCAAAUGAAGAUGAAAGAAAGAGCGGAUUUUAUAUAGAGUACGACUUCUCAUACCUACAGGCUCCAAUCGAGUACGUCAAGAAAAUGCGAACUGAUGACAAGGAAGUGUCUCCUCUGUUUUCUCUAAAUGCAAUGGUCAAGUUUGGGCGUGUCCAGUGUCUGUCUCAUUCCCUAUGUAAGGCAUUCCUAUCCAUGAAAUGGAGAGCGUACGGACUGUGGUUCCACAGCACCAACCUAGUCUUGUAUCUGAUAUAUCUCGGACUGCUGACCACGUUAGUGACCACAACAACCCUGUGGUACCCCUCGAACGAUAAUGACCAAAACAGCACCAAUGAAAGUUCAACCGACUACAAUUCACAUAAGAUAGAGAUACACAUGGCCCAAAAUAUGUGCGUGUAUAUAGUAGUGGUAUUCACCAGUCUCAACAUAUUUAAAGAGAUCGCCCAGAUGUACCAACAGCGGAUGAAGUAUUUCACAGACUUAGGCAAUGCUUUGGAGUGGGUUCUGUACAUCACGACCGCUGUGUUCGUCGUACCAAUGGUGACAGGGGUUACGUACAAAUUCCAAGUUGAGGCUGGGGCCAUCGCAAUUUUCUUGGCUUGGUUUAACUGCUUGCUCUUCCUUCAACGGUUUGACGUAUUUGGGAUUUAUGUGGUGAUGUUCCUAGAGAUCCUUUCCACACUAAUACAAGCUCUCAGUGUCUUCUCCUUACUCAUCGUGGCGUUCGGAUUCGCAUUCUUCCUUCUCAUGAAAUCAGAGGCGACACAUGCCUACACGAGUCCCGGGAUGGCCAUCCUUCGGUCAGGAAUGAUGAUGUUGGAGCUGGAUUACAUGGCGUCCUUUAACGAUCCACUUACAGACGGAGACAAAACCACCCUGGGCUUUGGGGGUCUGACGAUUUUCUUUUUGAUAAUGUUUGUCAUCCUUAUGCCGAUUCUCCUCAUCAAUCUGUUGAUUGGUCUCGCAGUUGGGGACAUAGAGUCGGUUCAGAGUAACGCCACUCUGAAGCGUUUAGCUAUGCAGGUGGAGUUACAUACGGACCUGGAAAGGAGGUUGCCGAAGUGGUUAUUGCUAAAGGUGGACAAGGUCCAGUACCGUUACUUCCCGAACAGGUGUGGUCAAGGCAUGAAGUCGCUCUGGAGUAAAAUGACAUGGAAUAAAAGUAAUGGUUUGGGGUCUGAUGACUCUCGCCGCCAUGACGCGUAUUUGUAUACGGAGCUCCACAAACAAAAACAAAGGAUGAAGGACAUGGGAGCGAAGCUGGAGAAACAGUACGAUUUACUCCGCCUGAUCGUCCAGAAGAUGGAUAUCGCCACUGAGGAGGACAAUAAGGAUGAGGGAGUAGCGUGUGCCACCAGUCUGGAGAAGAUUCACGGGGCGAGCUUCGCCGCUCCAUUCAUCAAGAAAACCCUUCUCCGACAGAAUGCUAUCGUCUCCCACUGGAAAAAGACUUCAGAUAAAGUUGCGGAAAAAUCAAAGAAUGAACAUGAUUGCUAGUCUUAAGAAUUUUUGACGUUUUAAUCCGGACAUCGUUAGUCUUGAAUCAGUAAAUCCAGAAAACGUAUAUACGAAUUCCAUGUUUUUGAAUUUACGCACACUGUUAUUUCUACAAAACUGGACAAUUUAAUUCUUUUGAUAUUUUUACUUAACAAUCGGACUAACGAUGUUCCAUUGUGUACAAAUAUGUUUCCUAUGUUUAUUAUCAUAGUAUAUCCGUCUAUUCGUGGACCAGGUACGUACUGUAGAUUGUCAAUCAGACCUGUUCCUCCUGUACAACGUGAGUAGUUUGAUAAUUUUGACUACGGACGUAUGAUAAGAAAUGUUCAAUGACACGGAGACACGGUAGUCUAGUGGUAGAACGCCGGGCUCGUGACCAAAGGGUUGCGGGUUCGAGUCCUUGAGC